Messenger RNA from Lagenorhynchus albirostris (white-beaked dolphin), 2888 nucleotides. RefSeq names its product neuronal pentraxin receptor (gene NPTXR). The transcript is spliced from 6 exons. NCBI's taxonomy places the organism in Eukaryota, Metazoa, Chordata, Mammalia, Artiodactyla, Delphinidae. The record is from RefSeq and is a predicted model, not a curated record. The coding region runs from base 1 to 1809 and encodes 602 amino acids.
AUGGUGGUCCAGAGCCGCAGACGCCCCCACUCGGCGCCCGGCACGGAGCUGGUGCGGGGCUGGGCCGGCCCGGAGGAGCCGGAGGGGCGGGGCCGCCGCGCCAGCUCCCCUCCCUGCCGCCCGUCGCCUUCUCCUCCUCGCGCUUCCCGGGCUCAGAGCGGCGGCAGCAGCGGCCGCGGCAACAGCUUUGGCUCCGGCUCCUCCCGCUCCCGCUCCGGCCCCGCUCGGCCCCACUUGCCCGGGCCCCGCGCCCCGACCCCGCCGCCGCGCCUGCCGGGGGCCUCGGGUGCCCCCGCCGCCCGCCUCACGCUGAAGUUCCUGGCCGUGCUGCUGGCCGCGGGCAUGCUGGCGUUCCUCGGUGCCGUCAUCUGCAUCAUCGCCAGCGUGCCCCUGGCGGCCAGCCCGGCGCGGGCGCUGCCCGGUGGCGCCGACAACGCCUCGGCCGCCUCGGGCGCCGCCGCGUCCCAGGGUCCGCAGCGCAGCCUUAGCGCGCUGCACGGCGCGGGCGGCUCGGCCGGGCCCCCAGCGCUGCCCGGGGCUCCGGCGGCCAGCGCGCACCCGCUGCCGCCCGUGCCCCUCUUCAGCCGCUUCCUGUGCACGCCUCUGGCGGCUGCCUGCCCGUCGGGGGCCGAGCAGGGGGACGCGGCGCCGAGCGAGCGCGAGGAGCUGCUGCUGCUGCAGAGCACGGCCGAGCAGCUACGCCAGACGGCGCUGCAGCAGGAAGCGCGCAUCCGCGCCGACCAGGACACCAUCCGCGAGCUCACCGGCAAGCUGGGCCGCUGCGAGAGCGGCCUGCCGCGCGGCCUCCAGGACGCCGGUCCCCGGCGCGACACCAUGGCCGACGGGCCCUGGGACUCGCCCGCGCUCAUCCUCGAGCUGGAGGACGCCGUGCGCGCCCUCCGGGACCGCAUCGACCGCAUCGAGCAGGAGCUUCCAGCCCGGGUGAACUUCUCAGCGGCCCCAGCCCCUGCGCCCGUGGUGCCCACCGCCCUGCACUCCGAGAUGGACGAGCUGGAGGGGCAGCUGCUGGCCAAGGUGCUGGCGCUGGAGAAGGAGCGCGUGGCCCUCGGUCACAGCAGCCAGCAGCAGCGGCAGGAGGUGGCGAAGGAGCUGGACGCCCUGCAGGACCGUGUAGCAGAACUGGAGCGCGGGUCCUCAGCCUACAGUCCCCCAGACGCCUUCAAACUCAGCAUCCCCAUCCGCAACAACUACAUGUACGCCCGCGUGCGGAAGGCGCUGCCCGAGCUCUACGCCUUCAGCGUCUGCAUGUGGUUGCGGUCCAGGUCGGGCGGCACUGGCCAGGGCACCCCCUUCUCCUACUCGGUGCCUGGGCAGGCCAACGAGAUUGUGCUGCUGGAGGCGGGCCAUGACCCCAUGGAGCUGCUGAUCAAUGACAAGGUGGCCCAGCUGCCCCUGAGCCUGAAGGACAAUGGCUGGCAUCACAUCUGCCUCUCCUGGACCACAAGGGACGGGCUGUGGUCUGCCUACCAGGAUGGAGAGCUGCAGGGCUCCGGUGAGAACCUAGCCGCCUGGCACCCCGUCAAGCCUCACGGGAUCCUUAUCCUGGGCCAGGAGCAGGAUACCCUAGGUGGCCGGUUUGAUGCCACCCAGGCCUUCGUGGGUGACAUUGCCCAGUUUAACCUCUGGGACCACAUCCUGACACCUGCCCAGGUCCUCGGCAUUGCCAACUGUACGGGGCCGCUGCUGGGCAACGUCAUCCCCUGGGAAGACAAGCUGGUGGAGGCCUUUGGGGGUGCAACGAAGGCCGCCUUCGAUGUCUGCAAGGGACGGGCCAGGGCCAAGGCAUGAGGGGCCGCCUCGUCCAGGGCCCCUCCCUUGCCUGCCAAUUCGGGGGCCUUCCGGGGCGGGGUCACAUUGCUUCCUCAGCCUACCCACAUACUGGCCUCCUCUCUUGCCCCACUCCUGGCCACGCCUCCCGUUUCCGCUGCGUCCACCCACACCUCCAGAACGCCCUGCCCUCGAUGGCUUUCCCCUAAUCCCACUCGGAUGAGAGCAAGCAGCUCAAAUCAACAGGUCAAGCCUGGGGGGAGUCCAGGGCCUGGCAGUGGGUGCGUAGCAGUGCCCACGGCUCUUCCACUUCACGGCUGCUGGCAUUAGAGUGGAGCUGUCUCUCACCUCCCACUCCACCCUGUCCGUCAAGCACAACUGAUUCCACUGAUCUCACAGCUCCUCCCAUGAGGUUGUGUAUGGGGGACGGGCCCCCUGUCUCAGCGGCAGGACUGGUUAUCUGCCCUCUUGUCCUCCAUGCAACAGGCCUGUCCCCUUCCCUUCAGGGCCAUAACAGGCUGGAGAGCUGUCCCCCAGCUGAGAGGGAAUGACAGAACCAUGGGCAACUCAGAUUCAGCCCUCCUUUAUCUUUCUACCAGCUGCCGGUCAAGGGCAGUGGGAUCCUGAUGGAGCCUCUCCCCCCACCCCACCCCGACCCACACCCCUCCCUUCCUCCUCUUUCCUUGUUUCUUUGUGUGCAGUGGUUUGAAUGUGGGUUCCAUGCCUGGCCCAGCCCCACCUCAAUUUCCAGGACACCCCCUUCCCAGCUCCAGCCUGGAGGGUUAGGGACCAAGACUCCGGGAGACCAAAGGGCCAUAGUCACCCCUUGCGCCCAUCCACAGCUGUGCCCACUGGCAUGGUCACCUCUCCCCUUCUGCAGCCAGGACAGGGCCUGGGCCACUUCAGCCUGGGCUGGGGACAGCAUGGGACAGAGGCACAUGCCCCAGGGGACCCACAAUACCUACCCGCUCUGCAUGGCCCUGCAGCCUUUGGGGGAUGGAAAGAAGGAGCUGAGAGGGUAGGGAGAAGCGUGGCGUAGUGUGCAGAGCGCUGCAUAGGGAGGAGAGCCCUUGGUUCCUGGUGAGCCCUGCCGCUGACCU